Molecule: messenger RNA, 1883 nt
Organism: Nerophis ophidion (straightnose pipefish)
Lineage: Eukaryota; Metazoa; Chordata; Actinopteri; Syngnathiformes; Syngnathidae
Gene: bmp2b
Product: bone morphogenetic protein 2b
Exons: 3
Coding region: 453-1703 (416 amino acids)
Biological process (GO): SMAD protein signal transduction; negative regulation of transcription by RNA polymerase II; BMP signaling pathway
Cellular component (GO): extracellular region
Molecular function (GO): growth factor activity; BMP receptor binding; cytokine activity
Source: RefSeq, a predicted model, not a curated record
CCGCUCGCACAGGCGAAGGCGCCAAUCAAACGCAGCACCCCGACGGUGGCGCACGGCGGAGACGCACGACGCAACCCCGCCGCUCCAUUUCCCAUUUUUAUUCUCUAAUUCACCAUUUUUUUUCCGAGGGGGGAGACGUUCCAUCGAGACUCUUUAUACUUCUCUCGCUCCCUCCAGCGCAAACAAGCCUGGUAGAAAACAAAGUUACCGAGAUAAUUUUUUGUUUUGGUCUGCGCGCGUAAAAAAAGUGUGCGAAAGAGGAGCGAGCGCGGAGUGUGCAGCCUGGCUGGUGUGGCUGCGGUGACAGUAUGAGCCCGAGUGGACGGCUGAGGGGAACAGGCUGGCCGGCUGUGGUCUUCCGCGGAGAAGCAGCGCGGAUUUAAUGCGAAUUCAUGUGGACUUUAUCGGAGCGCAAAGGUGGAACGACGAACGGACCAAGGGACUGACUGAUCAUGGUCGCCGUGGUCAGCUCUCUCAUGGUUCUGCUGCUGGCUGAGGUGUUGAUGGAAGGCGCGACGGGGCUCAUCCCUGAGGUGGGCCGGCGGAAGUACAGCGACUCGGGGAGGCAGAGCCCGCAGCAGUCGGAAAGCUUCCUCAACGAGUUCGAGCUGCGACUCCUCAACAUGUUCGGACUCAAGCGCAAGCCGGCGCCGGGCAAGCACGCCGUGGUGCCGCAAUACAUGGUGGACCUCUACCGCAUGCACUCGGCAAACGGCGACCAUAGCACCAGACGGCCCAAGAGCAUGGGGAAACACGCCGAGAGGGCGGCCAGCAAGGCCAACACGAUUAGAAGCUUUCACCACGAAGAGUCUAUGGAGGCCCUGGCCAGUCUGAAAGGCAAAACCACCCAGCAGUUCUACUUCAACCUCACUUCUGUCCCUGAGGAGGAGCUCAUCACCUCCGCAGAGCUUCGCAUCUACAGGGAUCAAGUCCGGGGAAUCCCUCCCCCCAGCAACAGCAGCAACAGCUCGACUGCGGCAGGCUUUCAUCGCAUUAACAUUUAUGAGAUAUUCGGGGGCCCUAAAACUCACAGUGGGGAACCUCUAGUUCGCUUACUGGACACUCGGCUUGUCCAGGACUCUUUGAGCCGAUGGGAGAGCUUCGAUGUCAGCCCUGCUGUGUCUCAGUGGACCACUGGGAAGGGCCAGAACCACGGCUUCAUGGUGGAGGUGCACCACCCAGAGGACCGGGGGGUGAACACCGAGCACACCCGGAGUAGUUCUAGACACGUUAGGGUGAGCCGGUCCCUGCACCAAGACCAAGACUCGUGGUCUCAAGCAAGGCCCCUGCUGGUGACGUAUGGCCACGACGGCCGCGGAGACUCUGUGCUGCACACGCGGGAGAAGCGUCAGGCGGCAGUCCGCAAGCAGCGCCGGAAGCACCAGCACAAGGCCAGUUGCAAGAGGCACGCCCUCUACGUGGACUUCAGUGACGUGGGCUGGAAUGAAUGGAUUGUGGCGCCCCCUGGCUACCGCGCUUUUUAUUGUCAUGGGGAUUGUCCCUUCCCUCUCGCAGACCACCUCAAUUCUACCAAUCACGCCAUUGUGCAGACGCUGGUCAACUCGGUCAACUCCAACAUCCCCAGAGCUUGUUGUGUGCCCACUGACCUAAGCCCCAUCUCUCUGCUUUACCUGGACGAAUACGAAAAGGUCAUCCUUAAAAACUACCAAGACAUGGUUGUGGAGGGAUGCGGCUGUCGGUGAGAAAGGGAAAGUGGAACAAGAGAAGCGCCCAAAAGGACUAAAAGAGACAUCAAUGGACACCCGGUUUCCCAAUGAAGACAUUAUUUAUAUGAACUAAACAGAAAACUAUCCUAGAAGAAGAGAAAAACACUGAAUAUAUUUAUGUCUAUGUAAAGUUGGGAAAUAAAUAUUUUAAUCAGA